Messenger RNA from Bursaphelenchus okinawaensis, 3655 nucleotides. The record is from the annotation of a GenBank genome assembly. NCBI's taxonomy places the organism in Eukaryota, Metazoa, Nematoda, Chromadorea, Rhabditida, Aphelenchoididae.
AUGGCUACAAUUCUGGCCUUGGUCGCUGUUUUUAAGUACUGUGUAGUGUUUGUGUUGCCUACCUUUACUACGGUAAGAAUUUGAUAUUAUUGGAGUUUGAAAGGUUUUUGAAGUUGUUACGGUAAUAUUUGGGUAGAGCAUAUAGUGAUGACAAUAAAAAUUAGUGCUAUAUUUAAAACUUUAGGCUUAAUACAUAUUUUCGUCUAAAAAGUUGCCUUAGGCUUUAUAUUACGACUGAAAAGUUACUUCUAGGCUUAAUUACUCUACCUUCCAAUUUCAUACCCUACCUACCUUUUACUUUACAAUUUCAGUUCAAUCUCCUUAGCUUAGUACUAAACAACCAUGAAAACGUUAAGGACAGUGCUAUGGACAAGCUGUUUACUCAGUAUACCAACUUACAUUUUUGUGUUUGUGCUUCAUUUGUAGCUAUCUUGUCUUACAUGGCUUUUAAGACUGUGGAUUAUUGUAUUCCGCAGGUAAGGUAUCUUUUAUUAUCUGAUAAUCUAUUAUACAUGUUCAGAUAUAGCAUUGAUUAAAAAACUAAGGAUAUAAGUUAUCUUUACCUGAUUUACUUUUUUGGUAUUUUAUAACUAAGCUUAGCUCUAUAACGCAGCCUAGACCUAGUUAAUAUUGACCUAACAGUUUAGAGGAAUGUACUACAAUAUGUUUUAUUAUGUUUUUAGGCCCAUGAAGAAGUGAAUUGCUACAAAAUAGGAUCUUCAAGCAAAUACCAAACAACAUUCAACUUGCUAUUACAUAUUGAGCUGUUCUACUUUGGUAUUUCCUUUGGGUUCUUGUUUUUGGUAAGUUAUGUUAUUAACAUACCUUUUUCUGCCUUACCCUACCCUACCCUACAUUAUCCUACCCUACCCUACCUUUCCCUAGUUUACCCUGUCCUACCCUAUUCUUCCUUACCUUGAUCAUAGUCGAAACAGCAUCUUAAUAUCUAAUUUUCAAAAAAAGAGAGGGGGGGGGGGUUUAAAAAAAACUUGAGAAGGCUUUUCCGACAACAUAUAGAGUAUUUUAUUGUCGAUAUGAUCAUUUUAGUUUGUCACAUUUGGCCAAAAUGUAUACGGUAACACUCCACAUUACUUACUGUUCUUUGCUCUCUUUACUGUGGUAAAUUUACUACUGAUUAUCUUGUUAUACGAGCUGGAGAUCACCAAAAGCUAUAACUUUAUCAUCUACUUGGAUUUCUUGCUUAUCUUCAACAACUUUUUAUCAAAUUCGUAAGUUUUUCGUUUUUAAGUUUCACAUUUUUUUCAUUUUAAAACUUCAAGAAAAAUCUGUUAUUUUUAAAAUUGACGUUAAGUGUAAAUCUCGUAUUUUACAGCUUGUUAUUAUGGACAGCAAAUCACGUGAUUCACGUUGAUGGAACGGCCACAUUCCUGACUAUUCUUGGGCUGAGCUCACUGAAUAAGUAUUUUAUCAGCGAAUUGUUAAAUUCAUUCUUUUAUCAACCCAAAAUGGCACGGGUUUCAGUGGUUUCCGAGGAAUUACUGCGAGUUUAAACGACUGGUAAGAGUCACUAAAUCAAAACUAAAAAAAAAAUUCUCCUUUUUUACCCUACCCUAGCUAAAAUUGUAAAAAAAAUGAAAAAAGUAAAGAAACCUACCCUAUCCUACCUAUUUUUCCCUACCAUGGCAAAAACAGCAAUGAAUUCUCAUCUGUCCAGCCAUCAGCCGAACGUUCCAAAAUUUCAAUUCCCAGCCACAGAUUUACCGAGCUGGUUAUUUCACUAACCUUAAAUUUAGGUUUUAUACCUGACUCCAUACCUAAAGGAACAGAGGUGUUAAAACAGUCAACUGCGUUUUGAUUGGGUUCCCACGCAAAAAGUAGAGAAAGCCGAUUUUCUUUGUUUCGCGACGCUCUCUUCUUUUCGCACUCUCUCUUUUCGACUGGAAAAUCAAGUCGCGUUACCAUACACUAACAUACCUUGUUCUGCCUUACCCUACCCUACAUUAUCCUACCCUACCCUACCUUGCCCUAGUUUACCCUGUCCUACCCUAUUCUUCCUUACCUUGAUCUAUCCUGCCCUAUCUUGUGCUACCUUUUCUUACCCUACUGAAAGCCCUAAUGAUGACUAAUGCCAUAUCUUUUUAAACUAUAAAACAAACAAUUGAAAUAUGACCCUUACAAUAACACAAUAUCACGAAAUUUCGUUUCAGCCAAGCCAUUUCCUCACCACUACACAAUUUCCCAACACCUACACCACCAGAGAUCGACCGUGCCACAUGCCUGAAGUCGUGUUUCAUCAACAACUUCCUCUCGCCUCUCGAAUGUCUCACCGAUGACGGAUGGGCGGCGGUAAGUGUAACUUUACACAAAACUGUCGAUUGAUCUUGAUGCGAUUCCCAUUCGUGCAGAAAGCUCCCGCCGCUCCUCGAAAUUCAUCCAAAUUGGGCAUUUUUUAAUUGAAAUUCAGGUGGAACUAAUGCUUUAGGGUCUUUUGAUAUAGGUAUUGUAGUAUACCUAUAUAUAGGACAAUGGUGCUUUUCAUGUAGGUAUAGGAGUAUAAUAUUGGACAAUAUUUGUGGUUUGAAAGUUAUUGGGUUUUUAGGUAACAACUUUGAGAAGAUAGGUUUUUACAAUAUUUUUGUGAGCUUUAGGUAUCAAAAUCAAAAAAUUUGUAUUUUUAGGUAAGAAAUUAGAGGAAGUAAGGUUUUUUACAAAUAUUUUUGUGAGUUUAGGUAUUAAAUUCGGAAAUUUUAAAUUUUAGGUCACAAAAAAAAGAAAAAACUUGCUUUUUCUUAAAAUACUCGGCUAUAUUCGUAAUUUUAGGUAACAAAUUUAUAUUUUUUUCUUGAUUUUUUUUUGAUUUGUGGGUUUUAGGUAACAAAAUCAAAUUUUUUUUUAUUUUUAUGUAAUAAAUAUUAGAAAAAAUCGAUUUUUCCUUAUACUUUUCAAAUUUUUUGUUUUUAGGUAACAAUUUUUAAAUAAUAACGUGAAUUUUUUGAAAAUAUUUAUUAAUUUUAAUUUUUAAGUGUCAAAUUUUUUAAAUUUUGAUGUUUAGGUAUCAAAUUUUAAAGAAAAUGUAUUUUUUACGAAAAUAUUGGUUAUAUUAAAAAUUUUAGGUAACAAACCAAAAUUAUUUUGACUUCAGGCAUCAAGUUUUGAAAAAGUUAAUUUUUAGGUAACAAAUUAAGAAAAAAUACUUUUUGCUUUAGAAAUCGUGAACAAGUUUAGAAAAAAAAUAAACAAUAUAUAGUGUUUUUAGACUAUGAACUUCCAAAAAGGCAACGUGUCAGUUGAUACAUUACGCUUUCAUUCACGUAAAACUAACUUUGUCACCUCCAAAACAUGUGUAACUUUGUUUUACAGACGAAAAACAUUUUAAAUUUAAAGUUUUUGAGCUUUUUUUGAUUGAGUUUGAUUUUAAAUUGAAGAGAAUUAUAGAAAAAUGUGUUGAACCUUAGGUAAACUACUAUAAUACCGCCGUUUAUUGGAAUAAAGGCCUAAAAUUCAUUUAAACUGCUAUAAUACCGCUCUGUAUUGACUUAAAUUUGUUAGAUCACGUUCAACAAAAAAUAAUUCUGUGCCCCUUAACCUCAAUGAAAUGAUUUGCUUUGAGAGGGGCACAGAAUAAUGUGAACAAACUAAUGUUUUGUUAUAAACUUGCUGUUUUCAGGUCCUACAUCUACCUGCAUCAACAUAA